Cottoperca gobio is the source of this 2177-nucleotide messenger RNA. Its product is annotated as D(3) dopamine receptor-like. Gene Ontology annotation, cellular component: plasma membrane. The record is from RefSeq and is a predicted model, not a curated record. Gene Ontology annotation, molecular function: dopamine neurotransmitter receptor activity, coupled via Gi/Go; G protein-coupled receptor activity. Gene Ontology annotation, biological process: negative regulation of cytosolic calcium ion concentration; negative regulation of adenylate cyclase activity; negative regulation of synaptic transmission, glutamatergic. NCBI's taxonomy places the organism in Eukaryota, Metazoa, Chordata, Actinopteri, Perciformes, Bovichtidae.
UUGGUGGAAAUGUAGUAAGUGAUUCACAUUCGCCUGUGCGCAAUGGCACCGAGCGCUCCUCCUGCUCUCCCCCCGCUCGCCUCGCAGUGCUGGGCGCGCUGACCGGAUACCUUACCUCAGCCAGGAUGAUGCGUUUUCUCGAUGGCAUCUGAUGAAUUCUUCACGGAGAAACAGUAACAGGUCUGCCAAACAUAUCACCUCCCAUGUCACCGGGACGUCUCCAUGGCAAUGUUUAGCAGCGCAGAGCGGGCCUGGAACGAAUCAGACCGCCUCGAAUGGGACUCGGAGAGGAAUGAGAGUUCGGAGGCAUCAGGGCAGGAUGAGCGUAACUACUAUGCCAUGCUGUACUCCCUGCUCAUCCUGGCCAUCGUGUUUGGAAACGUGCUGGUGUGUCUGGCUGUGCUGAGGGAGCGUUCCCUCCAGACCACCACCAACUACCUGGUGGUCAGCCUGGCUGUGGCCGACUUGCUAGUAGCCUCGUUGGUCAUGCCAUGGGCUGUGUACUUGGAGGUGGUCGGCGGUGCCUGGCUUUUCAGCCGGCUCUACUGUAACGUCUUUGUCACGCUGGAUGUGAUGAUGUGCACCGCCAGUAUCCUCAACCUGUGUGCCAUCAGCAUUGACAGGUACACAGCAGUGGUGAUGCCCGUCCUGUACAACACCACCCAUCGCUCCAAGAAGAGAAUUUCUGUGAUGAUUGGCACCGUGUGGGUCCUGGCCUUCACCGUCUCCUGUCCGCUGCUGUUUGGUUUCAACACCACAGAUGACCCCAUGGUGUGCUCCAUCUCCAACCCCGACUUUGUGAUCUACUCGUCGGUGGUGUCCUUCUACCUGCCGUUUAUCGUCACUCUGCUGGUCUACAUCCGCAUCUACGUCUUCCUCAGGCUGAGGAGGAAGAGGAUCGCCUUCCGCCAGGCCAGCGGAAAGGUGGAGCCUGGCUCAGUGCCGCCAUCUGUGGAGACCUGUCUACAAGAAGAGACUCCCAAGGCAAAGCAGGACCUGUCACCUAUAAGGAUUAAAGUGCAGAGUGUGGAGCCUUCAAGUCCUUCCAAGCCCAACCUGCUGUCAGAAUGUCUGUGGCGCAAACGUCCAAAGACGGGCCCUCUGGAGAACUCUGCGCUGCCCCCGGUGGACAUGCAGAACUGCUGCAGCAUCAGCCACGCCUCCUGCGGUCGCACCGAGCUGGAUCUGGAGCAGGAGCGAGAGGAGGAGGAGGAGGAGGAGGACAAGGAGGAGGAGGAGGACAACAACCAGAACCAACGACCUACUGUCAGGAUGAGCUGCGAGGUGAAGGAUCUGUCCAAUGGACGAACACACACGUCACUGCGGUCGAUGGCUCAUUCUCAUAUCAACAACUCACGAUUCAGGAGCAUGCACGCUCGGGAGAAAAAGGCCACUCAGAUGCUGGCCAUCGUGCUCGGGGUGUUUCUCAUCUGCUGGCUGCCUUUCUUUGUGACUCACAUUCUGAACACCCACUGCAGGACAUGCUACGUGCCAUCUGGGCUUUACAGUGCUUUCACCUGGCUGGGUUAUGUCAACAGUGCCCUUAACCCAAUUAUCUACACCACCUUCAACAUCGAGUUCAGACGGGCCUUCAUCAAGAUCCUCAGCUGCUGAGGAAGACGGUGCACCAGGAAAUUGGAAAAACUCACAACCACAGUGUGGUGCAUUUGGAAAACAGUGACCACGGACGUAAGCUGGUCCCGGUCCAGAUAAGUAAACCGGUCCUGCAGGAGUUAAACAGUAACAGCGUAAAGAGGAUUUUUACUUCACUUUGUUCUCAACAGGGCUCGGACUUCAUUCGAACAGUAUUACUCUUCAAGUAAGACUUACUUUUUCACACGCAGUCUUAUUGAUGGCACACGGUGUUGGACUUUCUUGUGGAUAUGUCUUGUACAGUAUUUGUGCUGCUCUUUGGUGCAGGUCUUUCCAAUCGAUGUAAGUUUGGAAGCUCUUUGGACCUAUGAUGAUGAAGCUGAUAAGAGCGUAGAGCUGCGGGACACUUCGUCCAAAUGCCUGCUGCCACCGCACUGUGUGGAUUAACUGGUGUUACUCGCCCCCCUCACUCACCCCUGACUUCAUCACCAUCAGUUAUUCUCCAGUGCAUGCACACAUCACAUUUCAAGGAUGUUUCCUUGAAUUGUGCAGGAAGGAUUGUAUUGAAGAUUGUCAUAUAUAUA